AUGGGAAAGGUCAGAGCCGCCACGCAGAGACAGAUGCACACCAUCCACGUCCACACCCACCCACAGCUCAGCAUUCCCCCUUCCCCUUGCCCCCCUCCCCCCUCCCCUGCGCUAGCCUCCCGGCACCGAUCGACCGAUAUCCCUGCUCUGGAUCACGGCCUUGUCGACUGUGGGAAUUCCAAACAUGCUACCAGAUCCACCUCGUUGCCGCAACUCAUGUCUUGGGUCCUGACUGACGGGAGGGAACCCCGAUCCCAGGCGGAAGCGCACACACCCUCCCCUGGUCCUCCUCCUUCAGGCUUCGCCCUCCUUCUCCUCCUCGCCUUCGCUCUCAAUCAGAACCUCUGCAGUGGUUCGACCGGUUCGACGCCAGAUCCGUCCAUCACAGGGUUGGCCCGGCUUGACAUGGACGCGCACGCCCCCUUGCUGAGCGGGACAAUCUGUGACCAGGGCAUCACAACUUGA
This is a messenger RNA of Colletotrichum paranaense, 465 nucleotides long. RefSeq lists its product as uncharacterized. The record is from RefSeq and is a predicted model, not a curated record. NCBI's taxonomy places the organism in Eukaryota, Fungi, Ascomycota, Sordariomycetes, Glomerellales, Glomerellaceae. Bases 1 to 465 code for a protein of 154 amino acids. The transcript has 2 exons.